This is a messenger RNA of Thlaspi arvense, 1287 nucleotides long. The record is from the annotation of a GenBank genome assembly. Lineage: Eukaryota; Viridiplantae; Streptophyta; Magnoliopsida; Brassicales; Brassicaceae.
AUGAGAUCCUCACUAACUAUAUUCAAACCAAUGGUGAAGGUUCUUGGCGGAUUGUUGAGAUGUGGAAAGAGCUGUAGACUGAGGUGGAUAAACUAUUUGAGAAGGGACUUGAAAAGAGGAAAUAUUACGGCCGAAGAAGAAGACAUCAUCGUGAAGCUGCAUUCACUUCUAGGCAACAGAUGGUCGCUUAUUGCAACACAUCUACCAGGAAGAACAGACAACGAAAUUAAAAACUAUUGGAACUCACAUCUCAGCCGCAAAAUCUACGCCUUCACUGUCGUUUCCGGAGAUGAACACAAUCUAAACGUCGAGAAUUUAGCCCUGAAGAAAUCUUCUUCGUCGUUGUCUUCUUCUUCUUCUUCUUCUUCUGCUUUAUCGGGAGCCAAUAACAAGAGCAAGAACAAGACGAAGAAGAAGAAGAAGGGAAGAACUAGUAGGUCAUCGAUGAAGAAACACAAGCAAAUGGUGACGGCCUCGCAGUGUUUAUCACAACCGACAGAGCUAGAUAGUGAGAUCAGUGAGGGAGGGCAAAAUGGUAAUUUCAUAGGAGAGUCUUUAGGGCCCUACGAGUGGUUGGAUGGUGAGAUAGAGAGGCUCAUGAGUAGUUUCGUCUGGGAAUGUACUAGUGAAGAGGCCGUGAUUGGAGUAAAUGAUGAUGACUUUGAUCACAACAAAGUAUGUGAGAGUGGGGACAAUAGUAGUUGUUGUGUGGGUUUGUUUGAGGAAGAACAAGAAAAGAUCCCCAACACAGAGGUUGAUCAUGUCAUGAACGUGGAAAAAGAAAGAGAGGGAAGUGUUUUGACUUCGAAUUCAAAUGAAAAUGGUGAUAAAGAUUGGUGGGUUGGUCUUGGCAACUCUUCAGAAGUUGGGUUUGGGAUUGAUGAGGAGUUGCUUGAUUGGGAGUUUCAAGGUGGUGUGACUUGUCAAAGUGAUGAUCUCUGGGAUCUCUCAGAUAUUGGAGAGAUCACAAUCGAGUGAUAUUACCAGCAAGUAAAACAUUCAUCUUUUGUUGUAAAGUCUAGUGUUUUGUUUGGUUAUAGUGUAUCUUGAGGUUAUGUAGCAGCUUGUUGGAGUGUGUUAAGAGAGUUAAUUAGGAUAAAUGUAGCCUAGUUUAGACCAGCUUGAAGCACGUUAUGCUUUUUUCUUUUUCUUUUUUUGUUGCUAUUUUAUAGUGUUUGUUUGUUUUUAUGUUUCAUUGAUAAUGUUGUGAAAUAAUGAGGGUUGACUGCAUAAAAUCCCUUUUCACUCAAAAAGUUCCACCUAUUUCUAUCUACACUAUGAACCUAC